This is a messenger RNA of Aspergillus neoniger CBS 115656, 1560 nucleotides long. Its product is annotated as arylsulfotransferase family protein. The transcript is spliced from 3 exons. The coding region runs from base 82 to 1560 and encodes 492 amino acids. NCBI's taxonomy places the organism in Eukaryota, Fungi, Ascomycota, Eurotiomycetes, Eurotiales, Aspergillaceae. The record is from RefSeq and is a predicted model, not a curated record.
UAAAAGGGGAGGUCCAGGGAUGAAAAUGGAGGAGGAUUCUGGAAGCAGGACGAGAGAAUUGCGAAGCAUAGCAGUAGCAGCAUGAUCGCUCUAACCAAAUAUAGCCUGUUCCUGGCAGCUCUGUCCCCCCUUACCAUAGCGGACGGGCAAUAUCGCUCGCGUCCAGACCUCUCCCCUCCCAAGCUGAACAUCACAAUCCCGGCCCCUGAUGCUAACGGCACCGAGUAUGUCUUUCUCGCCCCUUACUCGGACGAUAUCCAGCAGAGCGGCGCAUACAUCUACCGCAAGAAUGGCGACUUGAUCUGGUCUGGCAUCGGGUACUAUGCCGGGUUUGUCGGUAACUUUCACGUCACGACAUACCAGAAUGAGCCUGUCCUGCAGGGGUUCCAGGGGACAAUGGAUACAUCGCAUGGCGAAGGGUUCGGGCAGCAGGUCAUAUUGAACCAGAACUAUGAGCAUGUCGUGACUGCAAAGGCGGGGAAUCAUCGUAUUCCUUCUAUCCACGAGUUCAAUGUCAUCGAUGGAAAGACCGCGCUGGUGGAGGUCUAUCUCCCUACCGUGGCUAAUCUGUCGGCUUAUGGAGGGAACUCGUCGCAGCAGUGGAUUGGUGAUGGUCUGUUCCAGGAAUUCGACAUCGAGACUGGUGAGCUGAUCUUCGAGUGGAACGCUCUCGACCACGUCGACCCCGCAGACAGCCUGGUCACCCUCGGCUCAUCAACCAGCGACAGCGGUCUCUCCUCCAGCACGACGUGGGAUUUCAUCCACCUGAACAGCGUGGACAAAGACAAAGACGGCAACUACCUCCUGUCCUCGCGACACUUCAGCACCAUCUUCAAGAUCAACGGCACCGACGGGUCCAUCAUCUGGGAGCUCGGAGGCAAGCACUCCACCUUCAACUACAACUUCACCUUUGGGUACCAGCACCACGCGCGCUGGCACUACCAGUCCCCAACCAAAGAGAUAAUCUCCUUCUUCGACAACUCCGGCAACGGCGAAGUCAUCGUCAACAACGUAUCGCGCGCAUUGAUUGUCGAACUGGACCACAGCAGCGAUACCGCGACCAUCCUUCGCAAAGCGACAGCCCCGUAUGGGAUCCAGGCGGCUUCACAAGGAAACGCGCAGCUGCUAUCCAAUGACAAUAUCUUCGUGAAUUGGGGCCAGGCGGGCGCAGUCACUGAAUAUGAUGCCAACAAUAAGAUCAUCUAUCACGCUUUCAUCGAGGAGGCGGAGAGUUAUCGUGGAUUCUUGGCCAACUGGACGGGCACACCGACGGAAGUCCCGGCCAUUGCUGCAUAUGUGGACGCGUCGCAGACUGUUCGGUUGUAUGUGUCUUGGAAUGGCGAUACAGAGACAAAGGCAUGGCAAUUCUAUCAGUCUGAGAAGGGCAAUGCGACGUCUCUUGGAGUGGUGUCGCGGAAGUCUUUCGAGACGACCCUGUUGUGGAAGAGUGAGCGGGCAUCGAGUGAUACGAGGUAUUAUGCCGAGGCUGUGGGAGAGGGAAAUAAGGUGCUGGCUAGGACGAAUGCUGUUUCUGCCAGGGAGUAUAUUCCGGUUGCAUGA